GCUACAAGGAAGUACUCGACAACACACCUCAUUUGUAAACACCAAAAUAUUGAAAAUAUUAUCAACAUCGUGACGACUGUCAGAAGACAUGGCAGAAGCCGACCCGAGACCGGAAUACAGAUGUUUGAUGUGUACGUCACCCUACAAAGAACCGAGGCUGCUCCCUUGUGGUCAUACUUUCUGCUGCCGAUGUCUGACGUCAUACAUCGAAGCGGAACACGUCACAGCAGAUGAGGACCGACACUUCUUUCCUUGUCCUGUCUGUGAGGCGCCAAUUAAUCCUGAUGACGGCAAUACGGCCGUAAGUACAUGGGCGACAUGUUUUCUGAAAAAUGAUUUCCUUGUUUCCUCUAUAGCACAGUCCGCCGAUGUCCUUUUCUGUGCGCCAUGUCUACGUUGGAAAGAAUCGAACCCUGCCGAGGUCACGUGUACCGAGUGUGAAGAGAAGCUCUGUAAACAAUGCAGAAUUUGCCAUGAACGGAACAAGGCAACAGCUGCUCAUCGACUUGUCUCCAUCUCUGGCAAUGUUGGACAACUUUGUGAUGUAAAAGUCUACGAAAUCUGUCAUCAACAUAGUGGAAAACCUCUGGACGUGUACUGUGUAGACCACAGCGCGAUGUGUUGUUAUAUCUGUGUGUCGGUGUCACACAGACAAUGUAACAAUGUUAAACCAAUGGAGGAUGUGAUCAAGAAGACAAUGGCUAAACAGAGUCUCGGUGAGACAGAAUGGAAGGAGCUGACAGAGGAAACAAAGAAGAUGUUAGAUGAGGACGAUUUAGGGAUAACAACGCUAAACGCAAGAGAAAAAGAAGUUUCAGCGGAAAUGACCGACAGGAUACAGAAAGCUAAAGACAAGCUCGAUAACCUCAACGCAAGAUUUCAAUCAGACCUCGCAGGUCAAUGCAGAACAUACAGACAACAACUACUGAAUCGACGGAAGAAUGUCAACACAUUUCACAUCAACGCGGAAAAUUCACAUCUGCUGAUGUCACGUUCAGAUCAACAGUUAUCAGAGCGUCACCGAUUUUUCGUGAGAGAACAAACAAAAAAGCAGAUAUCGGGACAUUACCGACGUAUGGAUCAAAACACAAAGAAAGAAACAAAUCAGUUUGACAUCACACUGAAGCUACAGGAAACGAUUGAUGAAAUUAUGAAAAUGACAACCGCGGGAAAUGUUGACGUCACCUCGACACUUUCACCCGUGUCACAGAAUGCAAAUGGCCGUAUAUGUUCCUUGAUAGGAUCUUUGCUUUUGACGCCUUCAGCUUCAGCAUUUUCGGACUCGACUUCGACUUCCGAUUUGACGGGUUCUCUGCAGCAUCUGACAGUCCAGACUACUCCAGUAACGGCCGCGGUGGAUGUAUGGACCGGGUCGGUAUCUUGUGUACAUACGGUUAACACCAGCACACUUAGAGGAGUGAACACGCCUUGGUUGACGGGAGGAAUCUUUACCGACAACAAUGAAUUACUUAUCACAGACUACUUUAACUGUAGACUAGUACAGUUUGAUGAUAAAUAUUCCUACACGAGAGAAUAUAAAGUUAACGGUAACCCUACAGAUAUAGCACGUGGACGUACUGCUGAUGAGAUAUUUGUGGCUGUAUACAAGAAACAGAUACUGAGAUGUACACUACAGAAUGGUCAGCUGUCCGUGAUCAACACGAUCAGAAGUCCCCCUAUUACCUGGGGUAUAGCAGUACUCGGGGACAACAUCCUGGUCAGUACUUAUGAUAGUGUGAAGGUUAUGUCUAUCGAUGGGAAGGUCACCAAGUCAAUAAAGAAGGGAGGAGGAAAUAACACAUACCUCGCAGUAUCUACAUCUAAGUCUACUGUAUACCACACAGAUAACAAUGACAUAUUGUGUAGACGACUAGACAGUGACGCAGUAGUCUACAGGUACAGCGAUCCUAGUCUGAAUGAUCCCGCAGGUAUUGGACUGGACCGGGACGACAAUGUGUAUGUUUGUGGUUACGGUACCGGAAACGUUUACCUCGUUUCACCUGACGGGUCACGUGGGAGGGUACUAAUGGCCCAGCUGUCCGGUAUCACCAGACCGUGGUUUAUAGUGGUCCAUCCAACCAAACAGGAAUUCGUGGUUACUUCUUUCCAGGAAUCUACUGUACUUGAGGUGUACAAAUUCAGUGACGACAACAUAUAAAUACGUUUAUGUAGAACAUCAAUGGGGGAUGAAUCCGGUAGAGUAACUAGUGUGGGUAAGAUUCGUUAGUCCGAAUUAAUCCGAAUCCCAGUUGAUGUAACGUCGUGCAUAUAGUACUGUGAUCUUUCUGUGUUACUGAAAGUGUUUGUUAAUUUGAAACUGAUGUUCAUUUCUUUAUCUGAUUCCCGAAAUGCAUUUACUGUAUUACAUUACAGAUGGAUACAAGGUUCAGGUUCGUUAGUCCGAAUCCCGAUAGACAAUCACCAUUAUACCGUAUUAAGUAUAGUAUUACAGAUGUACGUAUGGUUCGUUCUUCAGAGACCCAGUACACUUGGACAGUAUUCUUUAUCAAGUAUAUCCUGGGUUCACACCAGCAUUUGAAAUUCUUUCGCCAAAAUUUUCGCCAAAGUGAAUCUUUUUCACCAAAUAAUAUUUUUUUGAGCCAAAAAUUAAAAAAUAGUUUGAGGCCUAGGCUAUAUCAUCAUUCAUAUCUUAUUGAUCCCUGAUCAAGUUUACUGCCAACAUACACAUUAAACAUGAAAAAGAUGAAGUUAUCAGUAUAAAUUAAGCUAAUAAACCUGACUAUCUCAAACUCAAAUGAUAAUACAAUUUAAAUUGAACUCAAUACUUUUUUAUUAAGUUAAAAAAUUAAUAUAUGCUAUAUUUUUCAAAUAAAGUAAUCAAUACCCUGUCAUAUAAGAUAUAUUAAAUAACAUGGGAAAACACGUAUUGUCAUUCUGUGGAGGAGAGACUUUGGUUAUAUAUUGAUUAUAAAGAUGUUAGCAAUGAAUUGACGGUAAGCUUAAUUAUAAGUCCCACAUUCGUCUAUGACGUAUUAUCCAGAUGUUAUCUUGACGACAUAGUGUUUUGUUUUAAUCUAAAUCUUUUUUAACAUUCCCUAUAUAAUAUCAGCUGGCAAUGUAAUGAUGAAAAUGGACACACAAUAAUUCUUUAAAAAACAUUUCCUUUAAUCAGAGACGUAUAUACCUCUCAUUACAUCAAUGAAAUAACGCAAACUUUACACCGAUUUGUUAAAUUAUACCAAACCAGAAAUCAAACGUGUGACUUGCGUUUAAUAUUGCUCCGUUUAAUUUUGUUAUUAAGAUUUUUAUUUGAAACUCUGUCACAAUGUUUGUUUUCUGGGUCAUGUGAUCAAAUGUAUCCUUGUUUUUAUUUCUAAUGAGAUUGUAUUAAACUUGUCUAGCCAAGGCUCACAAACAUUAAAAAAAAUACUUCUAAGGCGCAUUUCAUGAGUAUCAUAUGAAAUAAAGCCAUAUUUCAAAUCCUU
Messenger RNA from Pecten maximus, 3446 nucleotides. RefSeq lists its product as uncharacterized. Lineage: Eukaryota; Metazoa; Mollusca; Bivalvia; Pectinida; Pectinidae. The record is from RefSeq and is a predicted model, not a curated record. The coding region runs from base 89 to 2158 and encodes 689 amino acids. Gene Ontology annotation, molecular function: zinc ion binding. The transcript is spliced from 2 exons.